AUGAUACAUUGCAAGGCUAGCUCGGUGGCCCAGCCACUGGCCCAGGGUGCUACGGAACCUGCCAUCACUUCUGCCCUUGGACGUGAAGUGCACACCAUCAGCAUCACAGGCAACAGGGAGCUGCGAGCCAGGUCCUCCGUGCUACCGGCGGGAAAGAGCAGCUUGGUGGACGGAGUCCAGCUCACCGGAAGUAUUGUUGAAGACGUGCUGCAAGAGCUCUUUGGUGGUGGAAAUUCAAGCCAACUUUUUGCUCUCGAGUUCCCGGGAAGGAUCCUUGAUGAAACGACCUACAAGUUUGCUGUGGAGGACGCAUAUGCCGACAUGGAGAAGCCACAGCCGGUGCUGGAGGCUGAGUUCGCCCUGUCGGACGGCAUGCUGGACGUCGCUGAGGUCGUGGGUGGCCCAAAUGGCAGCAAAGUAUCCGAAGUUUAUGAGCAGGCGCUCAACACGCUGAUGCCAGCCUUUGGAAAGAACAACGCGAGGUUUCAGCAGGACAAGAAGGCUAUCCGAAGCUGGCUGCUCGAGAAGGUCUCAACGCAAAUUAUCACCAUUAAUUCAAAGACGGGAGAUGUUGUGGCCCAACCCCUCACCUUGACACGCAUGGAACUUUAUGUCCUUCUGAACGACAGGUACCUUACCGAGAAGCUACGUUGGCAGGAGGAGAAGAACGAGAAGAGGGAUGAGUUCUUGGCCAAGGAAGGUUGGACUCGUCAGCGCGCGCUGGACGCCUGGGCCAAUUGGGUUUCAGAGACUGCGCCAGUGCGUGACGCCAAGAUCCAGGCCAGGUAUCAGGACCUUGUGGCACAGGGCCUGAUGCAUGAGAUCAUGACCGGCUUCUCCUACCUGGACGUCGAGAGCUCAGGGGAGCUGCUGGAGCGGACCAAGCAGAACAUGCGGCAGAGCUCCCUCAGCUCUCUCGACGAGAGCAGCGUCAUCUACCCGGUCACUUUCUCGCCGGUGGAUUGGGCCGUUUCGCUGGACAGCAAUUUCCAGCCGGAGGACCUGCUCGCUCAGCCUGAGGCGCUCGGAAUGAAACUGAGCGGGCUGGAGCCAGACUUGGAUGACGCGACCAACGCGCUCGCAAUGUUUGAGCUGACUGCCAAACCGGAUCUGAAAACCCUGAAAGAGGAGCUCGAGAAAGCGCGCCCGAGAGCUGACAACGCUCAGGCCGGCCUGAUCAAGCAGUACGGCAGCGCUACAAUCGCCAUCGUCCAGAUGGCCGAGUUCACGUCAGCCCAGCGUGCCCUCGCGGUCUCCAUGGCUCAAGAGGCGGAAGGGGAGGUUGUGAAUGUCGAGGCGUCUAAGACCAAUCUGCAGAACAAGAUUCGCCAGCUCAACGGAUUUCGCGCCCCUCAUCAAGAGUACGACGCCGCUGCAGACAAGGUGUCCAAAGCGAGCGAGGCGGCAAAGGCCGCGGCCACGACGGAGCUGGAGGCCGCUAAGACUGCGCUGAACAACGAGCGGAACAAGACGCUCGAGACCGACCCCGCAAUGAAAGAUAGAGUUCCGAGUUUGACUCCUGAAGAUGUCCCGGACUACACCGCGUUGAAAACCGAGCCGGAGAAGGCGGAGGCCGCGAAGAAGCUGACGUCAGUCUUCAAGAUACUCCGCCCAGAGAGCGCCGCCGAACUGACGCCGUCCAAGCCGGAGGGCCCCGUCAGCCGCUUCAUGGACGUGAAGAUGUUUUUUCAGAGCGAUCGGGAGAGUACCAGCACUCUCACAGCGAGCUCUGCAACGCACACGAGCUGGAGCACGAGCUUCUUCUUCGGCAGCGGGGGAGGCUCGUCUGACAGCGCCAGCAGCAACUUUGCCAAGGAUUUCAAGGCCGAGCGUGCCAAGUUCGACCUCGGGUUCCGAGCGACCAAAGUGACCAUCAACCGGGGCGGCUGGUUCAACCCCUCCGCGCUCAAGGAGAAUGCUGACGUCUGGAGUAUGCGCAACAGCCGUACGCGCGUCACGGCCUCGGGUCCCACGACCCGCGUCACGCGCCCCUCUGCCAGUCUCCCUGAGAAGGAGUACAACGACGCACUUGCCCUCUUUAACGCCAAUAAAGAGGCGUACACGACGCAGCUCGAAGCGGCCCAGAAAGCCAUGUUCCCGGCCUACCCCGUCGCGAUCGUGGUCGCCAAAGACAUGACGAUCAAGAUCGAGAUGGACGCAAAGACGUACGGGGACGCGCACUCCUUCCUGGAGAGCAGCAGCACGUCCGGGGGCGGCUGCUUCUGCUUCAGUUAUUCCAAGUCUUCCAGCAGCAAGUCCGCCACCGACUCAACCUACAGCUUCCACGACGGGAAGAACAUGGUGAUUAAGAUCCCCGGGCCGCAGAUCUUGGGCUGGUUCCUGGAGUUCACCGGGCAAACCGCGAACUUUGAAUUCCCGGAGUAUGGCAACGGGACGGAUGCGAACUCGGUGGAGUCGCUCCUGCCCAGAGGCAACAACGCCAACGGGAAGGUUUAG
Molecule: messenger RNA, 2457 nt
Organism: Klebsormidium nitens
Lineage: Eukaryota; Viridiplantae; Streptophyta; Klebsormidiophyceae; Klebsormidiales; Klebsormidiaceae
Source: the annotation of a GenBank genome assembly